UGCCGGGCACACAGUGCGGCCGAUACAACGUUUCGCAUCGGAGCCGCGUGUGCUCGCAGGGGCGCCGGCUUGGAGCCAGUGUUUUUCGAUUGCCAGCCGGCUGUUCUCCGCGUUGUCACUGCGUGGAGGAGGACUCUUGCUUUCUUCAACGCGUGCUGCGCAGUCGCCUCAGGACCGCGCGAGUGGCGUCUUAAAAACAAAGUCCGCCGCUAGCUUCCCCGAGUGUUGUCAGUGCGCCUGUUUUGUUUGUCUUCGUGGUGGUUUUCGACGUGCGCCGUGCCAGAGUAGAGGGCGUUCACAAGCCAGGAUGCCAGGUCCGGAACGUGGUCAUUGCGAGCUGUCCCACAGAUAAGCGAUCUCCACGCGCCUUGUGGUGCCUGCAGCGCCUGGCCCUCUCUCACCGCUGGAAUUCGGGAGAUAAGCAGUCAUUUAGGAACCGUCUCCCUCUCACCAACCAGCCAGAUUCGUCUGCUUGCUAUCAGUUUCCCGGUGACUUGGAUGCGUGGACUGACUGACCGAAAGCGUUCACCGUCAGCUGCUCUCGAGAACGAGGAGAGGAAAAGAGUGGCCCGGCCUUCGGAACACUAGCAUGAAGCCGAACGGCCACCGUACCUACAGAGCAGCGUGGCAUGAACGGGGAACGUGACCCCACGUGAUGACAUCGACCAUGACGUCACUGACGCCGAGGAAAGGGCGGCCUUACCGCCCAGCCUUGCUGGCUCUGGUGACAGUGCUACUGGUGCCGCUGGCACUUGGAACAGCCGGUGCUGCCGCUGCCAGCGACCCACCAUCUACGACAGGGGCCAGCGCUGGCACGUCAACGGGAGAGACUCCUUCGCCAGCCACCGAGCAGACGGUGAAAAAUGUCGCAAGCAGUUUGCCAACUACGACUCCAGAGGCACCGCUGGACAAUGUAACAGCAACGCCCACGGCGUCCUCUGCACAAACCACCGCGUCGGCGCACACAUCCGAGCAAACUUCUCCUUCCCAUGGUCACCAAACAAGCACCGUAAGCUCUGAAACGACGACAGGGAAGGGGGAUUCGAAAACAGACCAUACUUCUGCUGUCACCACAACAGAAACUGUAACAACACCCGCUGUCAAUCAUUCAGACGAGGCAACCGUGACAACGAGCACGGAUAUCGAUGGUCACCAGCCGAACGCCACCAGCGGAACCGAACCGACACCGUCAGCGGCGGUGACUAUAACGACGGUGGCUCCGACGACACUAUUACCGACUACGACCAAGCACCGGGUGCCCGAGGUCACCGAGGAAGACGUUGUAAUGAAAUCAACGCCCACCCAGCGGCGACUGCUGCUGGUGCUUCGCGGCAACUGCAGCCACGACAGCCUCAAGAGCGACGUCGAGGGCGCUUUCCGAAACCUGACCAGUGCCGCCGAGAACAUCAGCGUGACCGACAUCCGCUGCACCACGCUGUUAGACGUGAACGUGACGUUCAAGGCCGGCGAGCUGCAGCUGAAGCAGCUGCUGCGCAACCUCAGUCUGGCCGGCACCCUGCAGCUGGGUGGCGGCGGCGACAGGCACUUCCUGCUGACCGACUUCUCGGUCAAGGAGCAAGUCUCCACCGAUGGAGCGCGCACGGUGCGCUCCCGCUGGGUGCCGACACGUGAAGAGCUCAUCAUCUACGUCGCCGUGGCGGUGCUCUUCGGCAUUGUUCUUAUCAUCGCCUGCGUGGUAUGCAGCAUCCGCUGCUGCCGCCGACAGCCGUCGAAGACACUCGACUUCCUCGACACGCCGCGCCUCAACCUUCGCCUGGAAGACUACACGCUGACGCGCAUACCGCGUCCGCAUACAGUGUACGCCGACCACCUGCGCACGCCCGACCAGGAGCUGGGCGUGGUGCAGGCCUUCGACACGUGCGUGGUACCGCUGGAGGACGUCAUGCCACCUCCAGCGCCCACCGUGCCCGCGCCGCCAUGCCCGCCGCCCAGACGACCUGCGGAAGGCUGGAGGACCGAGCCACUGAUGACGUUCGGUGGCAAGCCCACCAAGGCGUCACCUGCCAACGGCCUCAAGGUGGCCCGCAGGAGCGCCACCCGAGCAGAAGAGGAAGACGACGACGAGUCCUCACUCAGGGGAAACGGCGCACUGUCCACGUCGACCGAACGCCUAGCCCGGAGGGACUCGGGUCGCCGGCAGGGAGUCGACAAUCCCAUCUACUUGGUAGACCGCAGGAAGUCCAAGGGCUGAAGACCUGCGCGCUCUGUUCCACACUGUCAUUCUGUCGGAAAGUUCGAGCCUACUGCGUGGACCUGAAGACGAACUUUGUGCCGCAGGCCGUCGGAUGCGGGCUUCACGGACUGGCGGCUCCUGCUUUUUCACCUUGAGGGUGUUCGCCGCGAGUGUGGAAAGAAGUAGGCUCGCUAUGGCUAAAGGCUGCGGUAACUGUUGUGUCGCGAGCCGAAGCCAGGUUUGCUAUGACGUGGCACAAGCCGGGACUAUAAUGUGCGCGUCAACGAGAGGUUGUGCUUUAGGAAGGAACUUGGGUGAAAAUGGAAUGCGAUGAUAAGAAAGUCUCGCAGCGAUCUGAUCCUUGACACGUCGCCAACUUGGGCCAGCAUAGAUGAAGGCGUGUUGUCUCCUGUUUGGGGCCUAUACAUUACACACGGCUGUCAAGCAUACUGAAAGUGUCCGACAGCUUGCGCUGUUGUGUAAACGUGUUCUUUUUUGCCCGAGGCCGCCUUUUAGUCAGGCUUUUCCUAAUUUGCUUUGGUUUCAUAUUUUUAAGUCGUUUCUAUUUACAAGACAUAGCAUAUGGAUGAGUAUGUUCUAGUUUUUUGUUCGUCGCUAGAUGCUUACAGCUUGGCCAAGAGCGCGUACUUAUAGGCAACGUGUAAAACAGUCGACUUUGUCCUUAGUACGGUGGUGUCUCCACGGUCCCGACUGGCGAUGGCGAGCGCGUUGUUUGAUAUGUCUCGGUAAAUAAAUGGCCUCAGAAGUGGAAGAAAGUAAAGCUAACUCCCUGCCACUCGCAGUCAGAGGCCUUGAUUAUUGGUAGUCUGUGGGUUUGGUGUUGCGUGUCCCCUAGUACUUCCAACUCUCCGUGAGUGUAUAGCCGUGGUACUUGAGUGAUUCUGUAUAUGCCAGCGCUUGUUGAAAUCACUCUCUGACAGAACUGUGAGCACUAUUUAGCCGGUGAACUUUCACGUAGCAGGUACGGCACCGGUAAUAUGGAAUACGUUAUGUUUCUCCUGUCCAAACCAAAAUCUUUCCUUUUUUUUUUCAAAAAGCGCAUUUACUCGUUAUCAAGAAUAAUCGAAAAGUAUGUUGUAGUUUGGCCAAAUUCAUUUGCCCCAUCGAUCGCUAGGAAUAUGACACGAUCAGUGGAAUAAAUUGGAAAAACACAGCUCUCCCUGCACUGACUUGGCAAAGGAGGCGUGCUUCUAGCAUGCGCCACAGUAUUCUGCAACUUCAGCUAAAGUUGUAUAUUCACUAAAUUGCAAAAUGUCAUCCAGGGGGGUCAGUUCAGCGCAGACAAAGCAACUGUUGUGGCAAAGGAAACGCUUAAAAUGUUUCUAGUAGUACCGUAUUGGCCAGUCUUAGACCAUCAGAGCCUGAAUAUGUAUGCGGUGUGCGACCCUCCGAUUUUGUGGUUGUCCGUGGAAUGCCGAGCACGCCUCCAGGACCCUAUAAUCUCUGAAAAUGAGCCAGCGUUUCGGGCAGCAUUUGUGGGCAGCUGUCAACCUAAGCAGGAAUGAUAACACAAGUCCAUUUCAAUUUUUUGUUUGUGUGUGUCCUUGGUCUUCUUGUGCUUCGUCAAAGGUCUGCAUACACUAUCAAAUCAAUAGACCAAUCCCGCGUUGUGGGUGAUACGACCUUUAGGAAUUCGUGUUUAAAUUGUACGAGAUGUCUUUAAGUGCGGUACUUUGGGUUUUUUAAUGUCUCUAGACUUCACGAUUUUAAAUUUUCUGUGAAAAGGAGUAGCCGGCAUCAUAAAAAGGAGCCGACAUAUCCGGAACACCAUAUAUUAAAAAUAAAAAAAAAGAAAUUGCCAUCGAAAGGAGUCACGAUGUCUCCAUCGGAACACAAAAAAUUGGGGUGUGUUCUGACAAGGAAGCUUUCCUUUUUUUACUCACAACUAAACUUCUUUUAAAUUCAAAUUCUGCGUGGUCGCUUGCUCGGUAUUUUACGGCAUCCUGCUUUAGUUUUCUCCUUGUCAAUGGAGUGACACCGGAGAAUAUUUGCAUAUUUCUUUUCACAGACCCUUCCACCCGCAUCGUGCGCCGCAGUUAUGAUUAGUGUUGAAUUACCACGUUACCACAAGUAUUUUUAUGUAACUUUUCUUCAUAUUUUCGGUCUUAUACGCAGGCCUGAAUAUCCUCCAGUGAUGGCGUGCUUAUAUUUAGUGCGCAGUUUACAAUAUUUUUAUUUUUAUUUUUGUCCGAAGUGCUUUAGAAUCGUUAAUAUUUUUAUUCAAAUUCACAUUUUCCUUGUUUCACUUCAUUUGCAUGAAUAAGCACGGUGUAAAUCUUGAGAAGCACGUACAAUACAUGAACAAUUUCGUUUAAGAGGCCGAUAUGCAAUCAGUGGGUAAUUUUGAUGUGUGAAAGCACUGAUACACUAGGGCAUUACACAUGGUUCGCCACUUGCUCGAAACGGCAAUUUUGGAGUCUACAUCGCCGCAGUUGUUUUUUUGGGCAUUUUCGUCCGACAUAGAGAGAUGUAGAGAAGCAAUCUCUCCUAAAUGGAGGGUCCUUGGGCAUUGCACGUACAAACUUUUUUCACUGUCUCAUCCCUAUGUCACUCCCAUGCUCAGUCUGUAUUCCUGAGCUUCGUUAUGGUUUAUCUGUCCAUAUUAAAAUGCGAGUUGUUGCUUGUGCGCGCGUAUAAUUUUACUGAGUUUGUUUGAACAUGCGUCCAGGUUGACCUUUGCUUCCUAUGUACUGCGUGUGUUUCCGCCUCGUGCUUUCGAAGAGUCCGGCGAUAUGUACCCUAGGAUGUCAUGUCUAACCACAUACAUACAUGUGACGAGCAGAAUGAGAAAACACACGGUAUAAAAAAGAAUAAAAGUGGAGUCAUUCCGUUACUUUUGUAUUCAGAGAUGUACGCGUGACAAUAAAUGUCAUUGUACUAUACAUUAGUACGAAUAAAUGUGGCGCGUGGCGUGGC
Rhipicephalus sanguineus (brown dog tick) is the source of this 5131-nucleotide messenger RNA. RefSeq lists its product as uncharacterized. The record is from RefSeq and is a predicted model, not a curated record. Lineage: Eukaryota; Metazoa; Arthropoda; Arachnida; Ixodida; Ixodidae. The transcript is spliced from 4 exons. The coding region runs from base 656 to 2212 and encodes 518 amino acids.